AUGACCGAGAUCUCGACCCAGCCACCCGCAGAAGCGCCCGCGGCGGGACCGUCGACGUCCGCUCCACCGCCCGCAACCAACGGCGACGCACAACAGGCGAACGGCGAUGUCGAGAUGGCAGACGGCCAUGCGGACCAGGGUGUGCAACUGCCGCCAGGCGCGAGCGAGGUCCUCUACGUUAACAACCUCAACGAGAAGAUCAAGCUGGACAUCAUGAAGCAAUCGCUGAAAGUGCUGUUCCGCGAGUACGGCCGCGUGCUGGGUGUCACCGCGCACCGCAACGUCCGCAUGCGGGGGCAGGCGUUCGUCACGCUCGACUCGAAGGAGGCGGCUGUAAAGGCGGUCAGGGAGGUGCAGAAAUUCCCGUUGUAUGGCAAGCCCAUGCAACUCACGUUCGCGCGGACAGAAUCGGAUGCUCUGGUGCAGAAGCGGCAUCCAGAUGACAUGGAGGCGCACAAGAAGGCACGGUUGAAGAGGAAGAAGCAAUCGCGACGAGACGACCCUGCGCGGAGGAAGAAGCUGGCGGCGAAGGCGGCGGCGAAGCAGGCCGCCGAGACUGGUGCCGCUCCCGUUGCUGCUGCGCCCACUCAGCGUCGCAUUGUUCAGAUGCCGGACGAGUACCUCCCGCCGAACAAGAUUCUCUUUGUUCAGAACUUGCCGGACGACACGACGAAGGAGGGUCUCGAGGCGCUCUUCCGGCCAUUCCCCAACCUCGUCGAAGUGCGCACGAUUCCCGGCCGCAAGAACAUUGCUUUCGUCGAGUUCGCCGACGAGCAGUCUUCGGGUGUCGCGAGGGACGCGUUGCACAACACCAAGUUCUCGGGCACGACGGGCGCUGUUAUGGCGCAGAGCGAGGAGGGCCUGAAGAUCAAGGUGACUUUCGCGAAGAAGGGAUGA
This is a messenger RNA of Rhodotorula toruloides NP11, 897 nucleotides long. Its product is annotated as U1 snRNP-associated protein Usp102. The coding region runs from base 1 to 897 and encodes 298 amino acids. NCBI's taxonomy places the organism in Eukaryota, Fungi, Basidiomycota, Microbotryomycetes, Sporidiobolales, Sporidiobolaceae. The transcript has 6 exons. Gene Ontology annotation, cellular component: U1 snRNP. Gene Ontology annotation, biological process: mRNA splicing, via spliceosome. Gene Ontology annotation, molecular function: U1 snRNA binding. The record is from RefSeq and is a predicted model, not a curated record.